AUGGAUCGAGAUUGUCCGAUAGGGUUUCGUUUUAGGCCAACAGAGGAAGAAAUAAUCACCCUCCUCUGGUUAAAGGCUUCAAACCAGCAAAAACAUACAACGGAUGUUGUCCCGGAGAAGAUACUCUACGGUGCUGAUGCUUCUCCCUGGAAGCUUUUCAGAGAUGAUGAUGUUCGUUGGCAAUUAUGUGAUGACAGUGGAAAGAAGCAUACGAAAAGAAUGGCAUAUGUGUUUACUAAGCUGUCCAAGAUGAGUGCCAAUAGGACUGCAAGAACCGCUGGUUGCGGGACGUGGGAGGGACAAGCUAAGGCCCAAGACAUUCCCAACUCUAGAGGAGAGAUAAUUGGUUCGAGGAAGAUGUUGAGCUAUGUCUUGAAUUCUGGUUCGCCCCAAGGUGGUGGAUGGAUCAUGCAUGAAUAUUCACUCGCUGGUUCUUUGUUGGAUCGCAUAGGCCCCACGGAUUAUGUUGUUUGCCGGAUCACAAUAGAUGAUGAAAAAUAUACUGAGGUGAAAAAAGUGACAGAAGCCAAACAAGGAGUUAAUCAGUCUGGCUCCAUGAGAUGUACCAAGAAUCCUAAAGUUUUAGGCAAGAGAUCGGAGCCAAGUUUUGUGCAACAAAGAUCCAAUCCAAGUAAGAUGCCAAGAAGCGGAGUAGUAGAAGAAGAAACAUCAGGGAACGCUGCUGCUAACUUGGCAAUGGGAGCUAGUACGGAUGGCACAAUUGAGACACCUAAUUCUUUGAAUAACCAUGAGAGAUUUGUUAUCAAUCCUCAAGCAAUUAUGUCUCAUAAGUUAUUUGGUAUGGAUGGACAAACUUCCGACAGAGAUGCGUCCCUGAGGGUACUCAAUCCGUGA
This is a messenger RNA of Coffea eugenioides, 855 nucleotides long. Its product is annotated as NAC domain-containing protein 30-like. Gene Ontology annotation, molecular function: DNA binding. The transcript has a single exon. Lineage: Eukaryota; Viridiplantae; Streptophyta; Magnoliopsida; Gentianales; Rubiaceae. The record is from RefSeq and is a predicted model, not a curated record. Gene Ontology annotation, biological process: regulation of DNA-templated transcription. The coding region runs from base 1 to 855 and encodes 284 amino acids.